Messenger RNA from Ficedula albicollis (Collared flycatcher), 2917 nucleotides. It is a transcript of the gene DUSP15, whose product is annotated as dual specificity phosphatase 15. NCBI's taxonomy places the organism in Eukaryota, Metazoa, Chordata, Aves, Passeriformes, Muscicapidae. Gene Ontology annotation, molecular function: protein tyrosine/serine/threonine phosphatase activity; protein binding; DNA-binding transcription factor activity, RNA polymerase II-specific. Gene Ontology annotation, biological process: protein dephosphorylation; regulation of transcription by RNA polymerase II; immune system process. Bases 480 to 2606 code for a protein of 708 amino acids. The transcript has 15 exons. The record is from RefSeq and is a predicted model, not a curated record. Gene Ontology annotation, cellular component: nucleus.
GGUGGGCAUGCUGCCGGGCGCUUCGCCUGCGCGGCCGCACAGACCUUCCUUGAUGGAGCAGGACAAAGGUUUUGUUCUUCUCCCAACAGUGCAGCCUUGUACGGCCGCGGGCAGCGGCGACAGGCAGCAGCCAGCGCGGCCCGGUGCUCCCACGCCACGGCGUAGGGGGGGAGUUUCUCCUCCUUUGUCAGCUCCCGGUCAGGCAAAAGCCGGUGCGCGGCAGCGCCGGAGCAGCCGGGGAAGGGCCUCGGCAGGAGCCGCGGAGCACGGCGGCCGCGGUCCCCUCUGCCCCGGCACAGCCACCGGCCCGGCCUCGCCGCGCUGGGAACGAGCAGCGAGCCCCGGGGAGCCAAGCUCUUCAUGACGGGAACCCGACCAGGCAGCGGGGACGGCAGCUGCGCCCGGGGACGGGGAGGACGGCAGCAUUGGGGACAAGGACACCAGCGCCCCGUCCCCACCUCCGGCGCCCGCCGUCGGCCAUGGGGAACGGCAUGAGCCAGAUCCUUCCCGGCCUCUACCUUGGGAACUUCGUUGAUGCCAAAGACCUGGAGCAGCUAAGCCGGAACAAGAUCACCCACAUUGUUUCAAUCCAUGAAUCUCCUCAGCCCUUGCUGAAGGACAUUACCUACCUCCGCAUCCCCCUGCCUGACACCCCUGAAGCCAACAUCAAGAGGCACUUCAAGGAAUGCAUCAGUUUUAUCCAUCAGUGUCGCCUGCAUGGAGGGAACUGCCUCGUCCACUGCCUCGCUGGCAUCUCCCGCAGUACCACCGUGGUCGUUGCCUACGUCAUGGUUGUCACGGAGCUGAGCUGCCAGGAGGUGCUGGAUGCCAUCCGAACCAUCCGGCCCGUCGCCAACCCCAACCCCGGCUUCAGGCAGCAGCUGUCUGAGUUCGGCGGCAGCGCAGCCCGCAAGGUCCGCAAGCACCUGAAGCAGAGGUAUGGGACGUCCCCUUUCAAUGACGAGGAAGAAAUAAAGGCCUUGCUGCCAGUAGGGAGAGAAGGAACGUCCAGGACAGAGGGAGCUGUGCAAGGACUGGUCCCAAGAGCCAGAGACAUGAGGAGCACAAGUCCCUUCCUGUUGCGGGUGAAGAGGACAUUCUCCUGUAUCCCGGCUUGUCUGAAGCCCGUCCCCCCACCCCGUCUUGGGGCAGCCAGAACCUGCAGCGUGGAGCAGGAAAAGGAAAGUGAAAGCAGGAGCCGCUUUCAGUUUCGCCGCCGGGCCGCGAUGGCGGAGCCGGGGGCGCCCAUGCGGCUGAAGGAGUGGCUGAUCGCGCAGAUCGACAGCGGCCGGUACCCGGGGCUGCGCUGGGAGAACCGGCACCGAACGCUCUUCCGCAUCCCCUGGAAGCACGCGUCCAAGCAGGAUUACCGGCAGCAGGAGGAUGCUGCGCUUUUCAAGGCUUGGGCUGUCUACAAGGGGAAGUACCACGAGGGGACGGACAAGGCCGACCCCUCCACCUGGAAGACGCGGCUGCGCUGCGCCCUCAACAAGAGCACCGACUUCCAGGAGGUGCCCGAGCGGAGCCAGCUGGACAUCUCCGAGCCUUACAAGGUGUACCAGAUCGUGACUGACAGAGCCUGUGAUGCAGACAGCAAGCUGUCUUCCCUGGGGCUGUUCCUGCCGUUUGCCAGGGGGUUCAUCUGUUCUUUCUUGCUCUCUGCAGAGGACAGUGACACACAGUCCCCAGGCAGUGAGGACCAGCAGGUGAGCCUGCCCUGUGCCAUCCAGGCAGGGGAGAAGGGCAGCACUGCAGGGAGUCCGAAGAAGGAGGAAAGCCAGAAGGACAUGCUGGAGAGUGCCCACGUGUCUCCACAGCCCCGGCUCUCUGGCCACCCAACUCAGAGAGGGUGCCUUGUGAAGGGAGUCUUCUAUGGCUGGAACCCGACCCAUGGCCAGCUUCUUCCCGGACCCCCGUCCUACCUCCCUGUGGAGGAUGUCAACAAUUCAGACUGCUGGCUCCACAUCCGCCUGUACUACUGCGAUGUGCUGGUGAAGGAGGUGACCACUCGCACGGCUGAGGGCUGCCGCAUCACCACCCGCACCGUGCCGGCCGACAGCGAGCACCUCUAUGGCCCCUCCUGCAUGGAGCAGAUAAAAUUCCCCUCACCGCAGGUGCUCAAUGGCCAUGGCCAUGUGGCCUGCAUGACCGACGUGCUGGAGAGGCUCUUGCCCCAUCUGGAGCGUGGGGUGCUGCUGUGGGUAGCACCUGAGGGGGUCUUCAUGAAGCGCCAAUGCCAGGGCAGGGUGUACUGGAAUGGGCCAUUGGCCCCGCACAAGAACUGGCCCAACAAGCUGGAGAGGGAGAGGACUUACAAGCUGCUGGACACGCAGCAGUACAUACAGCAGGUGCGGGAGUACCUGAGCAACGGGCAGAUCAUGCCACAGUACCAGAUCUACCUGUGCUUCGGGGAGGAAUACCCCACCAGAGCUGGGCACCCCUUCCAGAAACUCAUCAUGGCUCACGUGGAGCCGGUGUUCGCUCGGGAGCUCUUCCAUCAUGCCCAGCGCUUGAGGCCGACACUUCUCUGCAAUUCCCCCCAGCCCUGUGCCCCUGGUACCUCCAGCCAUGUUCUCCGUGUCCUCAAACAGCUCUGCCAGCCCUGAACUGGGUGGGAGAAAAGAACCCAGUUGCCAUAAAGUCUCAGAGUGGGAGGCCCUGAGCCCCAUGGCCCCACUCCAGCUGCAUGUCCCAAGGCAGAGUGCUCAGGGUGCUCAGUGUGCAGUACACAGACAAGGAUGGAUGUUAGCUGGAGUGAGCAGGUGCUGCAGCCCCUGUGAUUGCUGUAUUUAUUCACCAGGAGUCCCCCAGGUGGGAUUGGUUGUAUGCCUAUUCAGCAAGCCAGGGUAGACCUGGCUCUGUCCUUGAACCUUGCGCUGCCAGGACUCGCUGUUGCAAACGUAGGAAAUAAAGGUUG